UUCCAUGGACAGCUGUAAGAUUGAAGGUGUCAGCAGUGUAAAUCAGCUCGGUGGGGUGUUUGUAAAUGGACGACCUCUACCCACAUGUAAGAGGAAGAAAAUAAUAGAACUAGCAUCUAGUGGAGUGCGUGCAUGUGAGAUCUCCAGGAUUUUAAAGGUUUCCAAUGGAUGUGUCAGCAAAAUACUUGGUCGCUAUUAUCAAACAGGCUUUGUGGAACCCAAGACAAUAGGAGGGAGCAAACCCAGACUGGCCACCCCAAAAGUGGUAAUGAAGAUAGCUCAAAUGAAAUGGGAAUAUCCAUCAAUCUUUGCUUGGGAGAUUCGAGAGAAGCUUCUUGCUAGUGGGAUCUGCCCUGAAGAUAAAAUUCCUAGUGUAUCAUCUAUAAACAGAGUCCUCAGGAACUUACCAAUGGACCUUAACUUCCCAUCUAGCCCUGAGCCAUCCAGCCCAGAUUCCGUGGAUAUGUCCAACAUUACCAUUCCAUUUAAAGUAUCACCAAAACUGGACUUUUCUCAAAGUGACAAUGACACUUCAUCAAAUGUCUCCCCGCAAAGCAACCAGCAUCGUAAUAGGACAAUAUUCUCUAUUGAGCAGUCGGAAACACUAGAAAAAGAGUUCCUUCGAGUUCGCUAUCCAGAUAUUGCCACCAGGGAGAAGUUAGCCGCAUACACCAAGCUUCCUGAAGUUACAAUCCGAAUUUGGUUUUCCAACAGAAGAGCAAAAUGGAGACGCGAAGAGAAGCUUAAACAGGAUAUUCAAAUCACAGUAAAUAUCUCUUCUACAUCAUCCUCUCCUAUGACGGGAAACUCUCUGUUUCCAGCGGAUUUUAGGCCAAACAGGCCACUUCCAGGUUUAGAUGGAAUGUCACUUCCUCUUUCAUUGCAACCUAUAUCACUUCCUGUUCAUCAUACCAUCACAAUGCCCCAUGUGUACCCUCCAAUCCCACUGGUCAACAUGGAGGAUCAUGGAUUUCAACAAAGCUAUCACAGCUGUGGAUCACCGUUGGCAUUUGAAAGCUUGCGUCCCAUAUACCAUUAUUGA
Molecule: messenger RNA, 1042 nt
Organism: Pelobates fuscus (common spadefoot toad)
Lineage: Eukaryota; Metazoa; Chordata; Amphibia; Anura; Pelobatidae
Gene: PAX4
Product: paired box 4
Exons: 8
Coding region: 5-1042 (345 amino acids)
Biological process (GO): regulation of transcription by RNA polymerase II; anatomical structure development
Molecular function (GO): RNA polymerase II cis-regulatory region sequence-specific DNA binding; DNA-binding transcription factor activity, RNA polymerase II-specific
Source: RefSeq, a predicted model, not a curated record